AUGGCUCUACAGGUUCCAACUGAUGCUCAACCAGAUCCAUCUGUCCUUGAGACAGCAGUUCUGCAGGAUCCAGAUGAUCCUCAGCCGGACCUAUCUGUCCUCAGGCCCAUGGCUCUGCAGAAUCCAGUUGUUCCUCUUCCAUUUGGUGAACUUUAUGAAUGGGGAAGGUUAAUUGGAAAAGGAGGCAAUGGCUCUGUGUAUGAGGGGAUCCGGAAAUCUGAUGGCCAGAAGGUCGCCAUCAAAUUUAUUCCAAAGAGGACAAGCGACAAUAAUAUAAAAAUUCUUGGAUGUUUUGAGCCAGUGUUUGAAGAAGUGGCUAUAAAUCUGGUGAUGAAACAGCCCCCGCUAAGUCCAUACAUAGUGUAUAUGUUGGAAUGGUUUGAAGAGGAAGAUGAUUACAUCCUCAUUCUGGAGUAUCCAUGUCCCUGCAAGAGUUUGCGCAGAUUCCUCAUUGACAAAAGGCCACGACUAAAUGAAUCACUGGCUCGUGGCUUGAUGAUCCAAGCGGUCCUCGGAGCAAAGCACUGUCUUGACCGGGAGGUCUUCCAUUGCAGCAUUAAAGAAGACAACAUGCUGGUCAAUACAUCAACGAUGGAACUCAAAUUAAUAGACUUUGGCGGCAGUUGCCUCGUCAAUCCUUCUGGCUUUGAAAAUGGACAUUUAGGGGGUUGCCACCCACCAGAGUACCCUAGUGAAUAUCACGCAGGACCAACAACAGUCUGGAGUCUGGGCGCUGUGCUUUACUCAAUGGUCACUGGAAAUAAGCCUUUUAAGACUGCAUUUGACAGAAUGAUAGCCAAUGUGACGAUCGACCACACAUUAUCCAGAGGUAACAGAACUGAUAACUACCAAUAA
Messenger RNA from Carassius gibelio (silver crucian carp), 855 nucleotides. RefSeq names its product serine/threonine-protein kinase pim-2-like. Bases 1 to 855 code for a protein of 284 amino acids. The record is from RefSeq and is a predicted model, not a curated record. NCBI's taxonomy places the organism in Eukaryota, Metazoa, Chordata, Actinopteri, Cypriniformes, Cyprinidae. Gene Ontology annotation, biological process: negative regulation of apoptotic process; protein autophosphorylation; regulation of mitotic cell cycle. Gene Ontology annotation, molecular function: protein serine/threonine kinase activity; ATP binding. The transcript has 5 exons. Gene Ontology annotation, cellular component: cytoplasm.